CUUAAAUAUGCAGGGAAAACAUGCAAUAUCUGCAGAAGAACGUGUCUUUUUUACUGCGGGAUAGGUUGGUGAGUGUGAUACAUCAAAAGAUUUAGUGUCAAGGAUCAUACCUGAGUGGGCUGCACUCUCUACUGCAGGAAUUUCAAAAUGAUUGAACAGACCAUAGUGGAGUGGAGAAAUAUGGCUUUUGCCAAUGAAUCCUGUGGCCCGUAAUGAGUUUAUCCCAGGAAGUGAGAUUCAAGCUUACAGAAAGGAGUUAGAGAUUUGGAAAAUAAUAAUAAAGAAAAAAACGACUCCAAAAGCUCCUAUCUACACAAAUACAAGUUGAUCUAGAGAUUCAUGCAUAGAGCUGAUGAUGAAUCGCCCGUGGUUUUGGGGAGGCUAACUCUUUUGCUUUUGAUUGCAUUGGAAAUCUGAUGUUAAUGCUCAUGAGAAGUAAAAGCAGAGAACGUGGGUUACUCGGUGUGCCUAAAGAUAGCAGAGGCAGCAGCAAAAAGACCAAACUUCUCUUUGAAGCAGUUGCUUCAGCUGUGUCUUAUUGUGUACACUGAGAACUGAGAGAAAUAGCAGCCGACCUGGGAGAAAAUGCCAGCUAAAGGUAAAUACUUCUUCAAUGAAAGUGAUGACUGCAGGAUAUCAGACCCGCUGUAUGAGAAGUACCGCUAUACAAGCCAGCAACAUCCACUCCUGCUAUUGCUGCUCUUCAUUGCAAUCAUCUUCUGGACUACUCUAAUUAUAAUUUUUUUUGUCACUGAAGCACAUUAUCAUCUUCCCUUCAUUAUUGCAGUAUGUGCUGCUCUUGUCAUAUUUGCAGUCAUGUACUUACUUUUAUGUAUUGAAUCCCUCUUUCGGAGAUGGCUAACGUUAUUUGGAGUUAUGAUUUGGAUUUGCUUCUUAAUCGUAGGAUAUGUAUCUCUCUUUGAAAAAGAAAAUGGUUAUCAACUGUGGGAACAGGUGCCAUUCUUUCUAUUCAUAAUCUUCACAGUUUAUACCAUGCUACCCUUUGGGAUGAGAGGUGCUGUCAUAAUUAGCGUUCUUUCUGCUCUCUCCCAUAUUAUUGUUCUAAGCAUUGUGGUAAGCACGACUUCUCAGGAAAAUAAGGAAUCCUUUCUUUUUCAGCUACUUGCCAAUGCUGUCAUUUUUCUCUGUGGUAACUUGAUGGGUGCAUUUCACAAACGCCAAAUGCAGGUUGCUUCGUGGGAUUUGUAUAGGUACACAUUAAAGUGCAUUCAAGUCCGAAUGAAAUUGAAGAUUGAAAAGAGGCAACAAGAAAAUUUGCUUUUAUCCAUACUGCCAGCACAUAUCUCUAUGGAAAUGAAACUAGCGAUCAUAGAGCGAUUAAAGGAAACUAAUGAUAAUAGACAAACACAUGACAACAACUUCCACAGUCUGUAUGUAAAAAGGCACCAAAAUGUUAGCAUUCUUUAUGCAGACAUUGUAGGAUUUACUCGCCUUGCCAGUGACUGCUCUCCUAAGGAACUAGUAGUGAUGCUGAAUGAACUUUUUGGAAAGUUUGAUCAGAUUGCAAAGGAGAAUGAAUGCAUGAGAAUAAAAAUCCUGGGAGACUGUUACUACUGUGUCUCAGGCCUGCCUGUGUCCUUACCAGUUCAUGCCAGGAACUGUGUUAAAAUGGGACUCGAUAUGUGUGAAGCGAUAAAGCAGGUGAGAGAAGCCACAGGAGUGGAUAUCAACAUGAGGGUUGGUAUUCAUUCUGGGAACGUGCUCUGCGGUGUGAUUGGCCUCCGGAAAUGGCAGUAUGACGUCUGGUCGCAUGAUGUGUCCCUAGCAAACCGCAUGGAGUCUGCGGGCGUACCUGGCCGUGUUCACAUCACUGAAGCAACAUUAAAUCACCUAGGCAAAGCUUAUGAAGUAGAAGAAGGGAAUGGACACCUGAGGGAUCCUUACCUUGAAUCCAUGAAUAUCAAAACCUACUUAGUGGUUGAUCCAAGGUCCAAACAAUGCGUAUCAAAUAAUCAUCUCCCUAAAACAAGAGUUAAUGAUGGGCUGAAGAUGCGAGCAUCUGUUCGGAUGACACGUUACUUAGAGUCCUGGGGAGCAGCCAGGCCCUUUGCCCACCUGAACCACAGAGAAAGUGUGAGCAGCGACUCCUCAAGCUCACAAGGAAGGCGAAAAAAGGAAAUACCUUUGUGUUCUACUGGGCGCCAGAGAACAUCCGACAGAAAUUCAUCUCAGAAGGGAAGGAUAGAGGAAGAUAUUUAUGAUGAAAUGAUGUCAACCAUCGAUGGCCUUAAUUCAACUAAUCCAUGGUGUAGCAAAUCGGACGACUUCUGUGGAUUUUCAUUGAUUUUUGCAGAACCCGGUCUUGAAAAAGAGUAUCGCAGCAUUCCUAUUCUAAAACUGAAGAGUUACUUCGCAUGCGCCAGUUUUGUGUUCCUCUGUAUAUUUCUGAUACAGAUGUUUAUAAUGCCAAAAACUGCAAAACUAGGAAUUUCCUUUGGCAUUGUUGCAAUCAUCAUUCUACUUAUUUUGUUUGUGUGUUUUGCUGAGAAAUGUAUGAAGUGCUGCUCAGAACGGUGGCCUUUCCUGCGCCGUCUUUCUGCUAUGUCCGAAAAGGUGGAAACAAUGCCUUUACUUAGGGUUCCUUUAGCAGUCAUCACUAUAGGUGCCUUGCUGAUUAUAGCCAUUUUUAAUUUGACUACUGAAAAGAACAAGCCUGCAAACUUUACUGGAUCAAAUGACCUGUGUAAUACCACCUAUCCUUCUGGAAACACAACUCAAUCCUGCGUUCAGGAAACUUAUUAUGCUUACUGCUGCAUAUUGGGGUUCAUUGCUUGCUCGGUAUUUCUUCAAAUGAGCUUCGAACUCAAAGUUCUCCUCCUGUCCAUUGCGGUGACUGUAUACCUCAUCAUUUUUAACACCCUUCAGCACAGAAACGUGGGCUUCUAUGCCAACAGUACCAGACUUUUCAUCGAAGAGCCAAGGAUAAUGACUAACUUAUACCUGGUUCUGUUUUACAUAACCCUGAUUUUACUUGCAAAACAGGUUGACUAUUACUGUCGACUGGAUUGUCUGUGGAAGAAUAAGUUUAAAAAAGAACAUGAACAGUUUGAAACGAUGGAGAACGUUAACAGGCUUUUGCUGGAAAAUGUACUUCCAGCACACGUUGCUGCCUAUUUCAUUGGCGAAAAACGAAAUGAGGACUGGUACCACCAAUCUUAUGACUGUGUCUGUGUCAUGUUUGCAUCGGUACCAGAUUUUAAGGUGUUUUAUACUGAAUGUGAUGUCAAUAAAGAAGGCCUGGAAUGCUUGCGGCUGUUAAAUGAAAUCAUUGCUGAUUUUGAUGAGCUCUUGUUAAAACCUAAAUUUAGUGGUGUUGAAAAAAUAAAAACCAUUGGAAGCACUUACAUGGCAGCAGCCGGUCUCAGUGUUAUGCCAGGCCAAGAGAACAACCAGGAUAAGGAGAGGCAGCAUGCUCACAUUGGGAUUAUGGUGGAAUACGGAAUUGCCUUGAUGAGUAAAUUGGAUGGCAUCAACCGACAUUCCUUUAACAAUUUCCGCUUACGUAUUGGGAUAAAUCAUGGCCCUGUGAUUGCCGGUGUGAUUGGUGCCCGGAAACCUCAGUAUGAUAUUUGGGGCAACACUGUUAAUGUUGCUAGCCGAAUGGAGAGUACGGGGGAGCUUGGGAAAAUCCAGGUCACAGAAGAAACGAGUAAAAUACUACAGGAGUUGGGAUAUUCUUGUGAAUGUAGGGGCCUCAUUAAUGUCAAAGGCAAAGGAGAACUGAGGACUUACUUUGUUUGCACCGAGACUGCCAAAUUCCAAGAAGUUCUGAAAAGUUCCUAGAAGAUGCACAACAACCAGUCUGGAAAAGACCACCUUUUCCUGAAAUAAUCUGAGGAUUUACCUGGAAUUGCCACGAAGCAUUUUCAGUUAGUUCCUUUCCUUACCUGCACUGUGGGAGUCUUAACAGCUCCAGUAACAACAUCUGUGGAUGCACUGCAGAACUCAUUACCACGUUAAAACAUUCCACUGCUUCAUUUUUUGGCACACACCUGCUUACAGUAUUGCAUUUGUCACAGACACGUGAGAUGGUACUCGGGGCGCUGCGUACCCUGCUUUUCAUGCUAAACAGGCUUCAUAGCAGAAGAGGGCUGAAUAACGGGAAGAGGAACGCAAGUAAACUCAAAUGUAUCAUAUGAUAAUUGUGCUGAGCUCCUUUGGAAGAAAAAAAUUAACAGCACAGUAUCAGAUCACUUCUUUAUUAUAACUUUGCCUCCUCCACAGUAGUACCGUGUAUUACGCAAAUGUUGUCAUGACCAACAGCUGUUCAGAAAUAACUUUAUUCUAGUUCAGUGUUUACAUUAUAUUACAUGUUCUCCUUUGUAUUUCUGUGCCUCUGUAUUUAGUAUCUGCAUGCACGUUUUCUACAGUCAUGUAAGAGAAUGUCUUUAAAAUUCUGGGUUUAAAUUUCAAAAAAUAACCUGAUCUUGAGGAGCACUGAGCACCUGCAGUUUAUCCUGCAUGCUUGGUUAGACAGCUCUGGUAACAGCUUCUAUCGCUGACACCCGGCAGGAAUUCUGCAUGCUGACUGCGUUCUGGAGGGCACUUACGGAAGAAAAAAUAAUCUGGUUCGAGCUGUUUGGAAACUGAAGAACAGACCUAAUAAGAGAAGUAUUAAAAGCAGUAGCAGAUACUGUAUAAACAGAACUGCAUCUGAGGUGGGAUUGGGUUGGGUAUUUUUUUUUUCUAUUGUUGUAUCUUCAAUUUGCCUAGCCACGGGCUGGUUUAUGUACCUUAUAAAGGCAAUGCAGUUUAUGAAACCAGUUGGGUUUGAGUGUUACAAAAGGAUGCAUAGAAAAAACAUACUCAUAAUGGAAAUGUUUCAGCAGAGCCUCAAUACUGAAGGCACGCGUUGGGCAUGAGUCAGAAGAUGACAGAAAUUGACUUGCUGUAAGUUAGUUCCGUUUGCAAAGUCUGUAAGCUGUUAAUGGCUUUUGCUAAGUUCUAAACUAGCGUCUUUCUACUUAUUGCAAUCACUUGAUCUGUUUUCGGUUGGUGGAGAUGAUAGUGUUUUGUAAGGCUAACAUCUUGUGCCCAGUUACCUGUGUUAACUAAGGACGGGGUCCCCCCUCCCCUGUCGCAGCGUGGGCGGUGGGACUGGACGGCCCAGCGGUUAGCGAGUUCAGCAGCUGUUUGCUCAGCAGCUGUUUGUUAAGCCUUACUCCUCUACACACAAAGCAGCAUUUGCUAGUAUGGGUUUAGUACUAAACCAUACUGGAAAAGUGUUUAAUAAGCAGUCCUAUGCAUCACUGCCGCUUUCUAAUUACUGUGUAAUUUCUUUAGAAGAUGAAGUGAGUAUGUUUCAGGACAGGAACAAAUCUAAAUAUUGUCCAGCUGUGGAUUAAAAAUUGUGCUUAUAGCCUUUGUCAGUGUGGUGGGUCAAAACCGUGUUUGUAAUAAGUCUCCAACAGAAAACAGCACGUUGGAAAACCGUAGUUUGAGGUUGCCUGGUUCAUGUAUGGACUCUGCUGAAGAAGGAAGUUUCAUGCUUGGUGUCUUGUCAGUGUAAGGUCAGUGUUGUAGUUGAAUGAACUUUCAAACAGCUCUCGCUACUCCCCUAUGUCGUGUAUGUGUAGUAACAGGUGCUCAGCGAGCAUUUGUUUUGAGGUAUUUAUUUAUUGUUUUCUAAGGACCACACGUGGGUCAAAGGCUCCUUUCAGCAGUCUUUGAUGUCAUGUGUUAGGUAAAGUGACUGAAUAUGUUUUGAAAAGUGUGUUAUGCCUAUAGCUAGAGCUGGCUCUCAAGUGUUUCUGUUCACAGACCUCGUAGAAUGUAGAUCUAAGUUAUCCAUGAAAGAAAACCUGCUGUCAGUAACAGCGUUUGGAAAUGCUUUUGUUUACAUUAUGUUGCCUGUCAGGCUAUUAACUUGCUUGGCCGUAACUUCAACGAAACCGCAUUCACAGAAGUGGUAGAAAGAGCUGUAGCUUUCAAACUGGAAGAAGCGGGGCUUUGGUGCAGUUUUAAAAGGCCCUUAGGUAGAGGCCGUGCUCGCUCAGUGUACGUGCACUGUGCGUGGUGUGCUUGGAGAAGUAGAAACUGUGUGAUGCGACAGGGGUUGUACCUGAGGAUGAGUUUCUAACUUCUCAUCAGAACUGGAACUGUAUUUGAGCGCUCUAUUCAACCACAGAAAAAGUUCAAUGUAAGAAGCAACUGUGUUUAAAUAAUUGUUUUCAGCAGUCCUUUUGAGAGCGAACUGUGAAAAUUUAAGACUGAGGAAAUAACCUUGUUAGAAAAAUCUUCCUUACAGCAUUAUUGUUUUCUUAAACUGAAAAAAUGGCACUGUAUCUAAU
Molecule: messenger RNA, 6311 nt
Organism: Egretta garzetta (little egret)
Lineage: Eukaryota; Metazoa; Chordata; Aves; Pelecaniformes; Ardeidae
Gene: ADCY7
Product: adenylate cyclase 7
Exons: 29
Coding region: 586-3804 (1072 amino acids)
Biological process (GO): adenylate cyclase-activating G protein-coupled receptor signaling pathway; cAMP biosynthetic process; adenylate cyclase-inhibiting G protein-coupled receptor signaling pathway
Cellular component (GO): plasma membrane
Molecular function (GO): adenylate cyclase activity
Source: RefSeq, a predicted model, not a curated record